Molecule: messenger RNA, 2676 nt
Organism: Diplodia corticola
Lineage: Eukaryota; Fungi; Ascomycota; Dothideomycetes; Botryosphaeriales; Botryosphaeriaceae
Product: pre-rrna processing protein
Exons: 5
Coding region: 1-2676 (891 amino acids)
Cellular component (GO): fungal-type vacuole membrane
Source: RefSeq, a predicted model, not a curated record
AUGGUCGACACUCCGUGGGGCUCAACCGCCACCCCGAGCCCCCGCCCAGCUUCAACCAAGUCCGCCCAGUCCGCCCGCUCCUCCCGCGACCUCCCUCCCGACGACCAUGAGGAGGACGACGUCGAUGAGUUCCCGGAGGACGCGCCCCUCCUGGCCGGCGAGGACAACAACAACGUUGACGACGAUGAUUCCGACUCUCGCACCUCGCGUUCCCAGGCCGCCUUCUCGUUGUUGAGCUGUCUCCGUCGCCCCUCCAACACGUCAUCCGACACCCGCAAGAAGACUGGCCACCGUUGGCCCAGCACCGUGGCACUGUUGGUCUUAUGUAUCACCGUCGUCGUCAUCAUGGUCCUGGGCUUUGUUGUCCCUGCCGCUGUCCAGGAAUACGCGAACGAGGCCGUCGACGUCAAGCCCACCGGCCUGAGCUUCGAGUCGGUGAAAUCGGACGGCGUCUCGGUCAGGGUCCAAGCCGAUUUUAUCAUGGAUGCGUCGCGGGUACACAAGAAGUCGGUCCGUGAUUUGGGCCGCUUCAGCACCUGGAUUGCGAGGGAAAUCGAGAGUGGAGAGGCCCACGUCGAGGUGGUCCUGCCGGAUUACAGCGACAAGGUUGUUGGCAGUGCCGUCAUUCCGCCCGUCAAGCUCAGCCUUCGCAACGGUCACACCACUCACAUCAACAUUGUCGCCGACCUCCAUCCCGGCCAGUUCUCGAGCAUCAGAGAUGUUGCAAACGAUUGGAUGAGGGGCCGCUUGGGGAAACUAAAGGUCAAGGGCAAGGCAAAAGUACCUCUUAAAUCAGGCAUCUUCCCGCUGGGCACCCAAAUCAUCGAGGAGAUCAUGGAGUUUGAAGGCAAUUCGCUCCCUGAUGUUCCCGCUUAUAGGAUAGCCAAGCUCAACGUCCACGAGGUGGACCUGCCUCAUGGCCACCGAGGUCUCGAAGCCAACACUAGCAUUGUAGUCAAUAACGAUUAUCCUCUCAGACUCACUGUCCCGCCCCUUGGCUUUGGUAUCCUGGUCGGAGGCUGCUCGCCCUCGGACCCUCAAAUCAUGGUUGCCGACGCAAGGACCCAGGAGCUUCCUAUUGAGCCCUUCGAGAACGUUGAAGUCCACGUAGCCGGUUGGGUCAGGAAGCUGCCCGAUGCUCUGAUGGCCGCAUGCCCUAAUUCCAAACAAACCCCGUUAGACAUCCUCCUCGGCGACUUCAUCCACGGGCGUGAUGCCUACAUCUACGUCCGUGGAUCCGAUUCGCCAUCGGUUGACACGCCCAAAUGGUUGACUGAUCUCAUGUCCGACAUCACUGUCCCCGUGCCGUUCCCCGGCCGCCUACCUGAGAAUCUGCUGAAGAACUUUUCCCUGACCGAUGUCAAUUUCCAUCUUCCCGGUUUCUUUGCCGCACCUGACAGUCCCGAAGGCCAGCCCAGAAUCGACGCCAAGAUCAAGGCCCUGGUCGGACUUCCCGAUGAGAUCAACUUCCCCGUCGAUGUCGACAAAGUGCGCGCUGAUGCAGACAUUUUCUACCACGGCAAGAGACUCGGCAAUCUUGACCUCAGCAAAUGGCAGCCCGCCAACGCCACACGCAUCGACUCGAAAGAUGAGGAUAAAUCAGGCCUGCUGGUCGAGGCAGUGGUCAGAGAUGCACCUGUGAACAUCACCGACCAAGCUGUUUUCUCUGAAGUGGUUUCAGCGUUGUUGUUUGGUAGUAAGAGUGUGAACCUAAGCGUGAAGGCCGAGGUGGACGUUGAGAUGGUCACGUCGUUGGGCACCUUCAAAGUGCGCAAGAUCCCCGCCGAGGGCGUCGUGCCGGUCAAACCAAUCGGAUCCGGUGACGGAAGCGGCCACGGCGGCGGAACGGGUGACAUGUUCAAGCGUGUUGCGCCCAAGUUCGGGAACUUGAAAAUCCUGGACACGGGACCCAGCUCCAUCAGGUUCCAGGCCGAGGUCAACUUCACGAAUCCGACGAAUUACUCGGCCACGGUGCCGUACACGAACAUCAACAUCCUCACCAACGGCACCGCCAUGGGUCAGGUCACGGCGGAGAACCUGACCGUCGUGCCGGGGAACAAUACGGGAGUGUUGGUGCAGGCGGUUUGGGACCCGUUGAAGAUGAGCGGAGAAGAGGGAAGGGCUGUGGGCGUGGAUUUCCUGUCCCGGUGGCUUUCUGGAUUCAACACCACGCUGGCAUUGCAGACGCACAGGAACACUAUUCCGGCGCAGCCGGCACUUGGCGAGGUGCUUUCGAGGUUGAAGCUGAGCCUACCGACGCCGAAGUUGAGACAUGGUGAUGAUGACGAUGGCGAUGGGGCCGACGGGGACAAGCCACGAUUCAUCAAAGAAGCUACGAUGCACAUCCUCUCCUCGACCGCCAUCUUCACGCUCUCGUCGCCGCUGCGCGAAUCCACCAUCUACAUCACGCACCUCAACGCGACCGCGCGCUACCACGGCGAGCCCGCCGGCCGCAUCGUGCACGAGCUGCCCUUCGCCGUGCCGCCGGGCCUGUCGCAGACGCCGCGGCUGCCCGUCGACUGGUCGCUCGGCAGCGUCGGCUACGACGCCAUCAAGAAGGCGCUCGGGGGCCAGCUGCGGCUGAAUGCGACCGCCACCGUCGGGAUCAAGUUGGGGAGGUGGGAGGAGAGGGUCUGGUUUGUGGGCGGCGGGAUCGGGGCGCAUGUGAGGUUGUGA